Messenger RNA from Maniola jurtina (meadow brown), 4733 nucleotides. It is a transcript of the gene otu, whose product is annotated as putative bifunctional UDP-N-acetylglucosamine transferase and deubiquitinase ALG13. NCBI's taxonomy places the organism in Eukaryota, Metazoa, Arthropoda, Insecta, Lepidoptera, Nymphalidae. The coding region runs from base 190 to 2745 and encodes 851 amino acids. The record is from RefSeq and is a predicted model, not a curated record. The transcript is spliced from 16 exons. Gene Ontology annotation, biological process: protein deubiquitination. Gene Ontology annotation, molecular function: cysteine-type deubiquitinase activity.
UGGCAUUUUUUUGCAUUGGCUUUUUGAACGUAUUUUGAUUUUCCUUCCCGCCGGCUCUUGACGGUUGGUUUUGGCACGUGCAAUUUUUUCUCUUGAAAUAAUAUUCCGCACUAGUUCUAGUUAUAAAAUUUAAACACCGAUGCUGACUGCUGGGAUAUAAAUUAUCUUGAUCCUUAGAAGUGUUAAACAAUGUCGCCUUCCCCGAUACGUUGCCGUGGGACCUGGAAAAUACACAAGCGUUCAUCGGAGCCAGACCGCUGGCUCGAUGAGAUGGGGUUUUUCAGGAAACAUACCGCCCGAGACGCCAGCUGUCUUUUUAGGGCCGUGUCUGAAAACAUUUACAAUACGCAGCGGUAUUUUCAUAAAGUUCGCAUGGACUGCGUUCAGUUCAUGGCAACCCAUCGCCACCUUUUCGAGGGGUCCUUAAAUUGCCCAUUCCAAAAUUAUCUGAAAGAGAUGUCAAAUCCUUCAGAAUGGGGCGGACUCAUUGAAAUAUCUGCUAUGAGCCACCUCUAUAGGCGUGAUUUCGUUAUUUUUGAAGCCAAUAAAGGUCCUCAAACUACUAUAUGUAAUGGCUACAAGGAUACCAUAUACCUAUUCCACUUGUCUGAUACUAAACACUUUGAUGUGGUUCACACUAAAGAAUUCAUAAAUGCAUCAUCAUUUUGUCAGUUAUUGUCCACGGCAAACAAUGCGUUAGUAUACGAAGUACUAUACGAUGGAGUGUACCAACUGAAGGAUUUGCCCUAUGCAGUGGAAAAAAUGCUCCACGACAAUGUUCCGUCGCACCACGUUGAAUAUUUCAUGUCAGAAAACGUCGAACGUCGUAAGAAACAGAAAGAGAGAUCUAAAAUCUUCAUUGAAACUCUGAAUGAGAAAGAUAAAGACAGCAAUAAUAAUGCUUUAGCGUUGAAAUGCAAGCAUCAUAUGGAGGAUGUGGAAAAAGCAAGUUUAUUCAAAGAAUCUUUAAGCAUUCUGGUAUUCAACCGUAGCUUGAUACAUCUUGAGAAUGUCUGUAUGAACUGUUUGAACGUCAACAGCGCUAAAGACUUGCUGGAUAACGGAAUUACUCCAUUCCCAUAUAAAGUAGCUAAGGCUUUGGAUCCGGAUAUUUAUCGGAAUAUUGAGUUUGAUGCGUGGAUUGAGCUAAGGCGAGAACUGCGUUAUGGUACUGCAAGGUAUUAUGAUGGGACGACUUUGCAAGUCGGUGUCAAAUGUCGUUGUAAAUUGUAUCCGGAACAACCAGUACCCUACAAUUGCCACAUCCAGGAGAUGCAUCCUGAUGGAGGACCCUGCGUGGUCUUCAUCGAGGAGUUGGGAGAGAAACGAGUCCUGAACUUUGACCAGUUGGAACCCUUACCUGUUGAGCAAAUAAAACCUUGGGCGCCACCCUACAGAUAUUCGCGGGCUAACUCCCAAGUUUUGAAUAUAAGUCAAAUGUUGCAGCAAAUAGGCAAAAUAACACGCAAGCAAGGGAUGAGCAAGGCACGUAAAGCCAAAAUUGAGGAAACCAAGCCAUCGGAGGAUGCUCAAUGCGAAACAUCCGUCCAAACGAAGAUGGGCAAUUGCCCAGACAUGAGCUGCUAUUUCCAGGCGUACACCUACCCGCACCUGGACUAUACGAACUUCCAGCCGAUGCCCGUUGAGAUUCAAGCACUGCCCCUAAUGGUGGACUGCCGGCCGGCGGGCGCUUCGCCCCAUGAGAUCGUGCAAGCUUCCAAUGGCGCUCCGCCCGAGAACAAUCAGAACCAGCAGGCGGGUGGCAGCGGUGACACAGUGCCGCAGCCGGGGGCCGUUCCAGCGUCCGUGCGAGCGUCUACCCCUGCCACCAACGUGGUCACCACGUACUCAGCCAACUACAAUGGCGUGAUGAACCCGGUGCCGCCUCCCGUGCCCAUGGGCGUGGGCGGCGUGGGCUACGGCUGCGCGCCCUACCCGUGCGGCGUGAAGAGCGUGGUGUGGUGCGGGCCGCACGCGCCGCCGCCGCCGCCGCCCGGCGUCAACCCCCACGUCUAUAAGAGCGUCCAGCCCAACGGCGCCGACUUGCCCAUGAAUGAUAUUGCGACUCUGAGGUUCUACUUCAACCUCGGCGUGGACUGCAUGUGGGCCGCGUACGGCGCCCCGCCGCAGGUGCCGCUGCCGCUGCCGCACCCGCACCCGCAUCCGCACCCGCCCAGGCACUACUCGCCCCGGGACAUCGCGCAGGACAUGCAGCAGGUCUCCUUGCACGAGCGCGGAGCGGGCGGUCCGCACGACGGGGGCCACAAGCACAAGCCGCAGGACAAGCCCCCGCUCAACCAGUCCAAGGGGCAGGGCCAGCGACCGCUAGUGGGGCCCAGAUUCAAGCGUGGCAACAACCAAGAUGGCAACCAAAAUAACCAUAACCAGAACAAGGGCCACAACAACAACACGCCAAACAGGGGACCAAACCAUCGACGCAAUUCACACACGGACAUCCGCACGCCGCACCCGUUCGUGCCCGGCGCGAACAUGGGCGCGGUCAACGUGGGCGCUGUGCCGGGCGACGAGUGCGCGAUCGAGGCGCCGCUCGUCACCUACCCCUACAUCCCUUACCCGCCGCCCAUCUACCCGGUGCAGUACUACCCGAUAGAGCCUGACCCAAAUAUGAUGGGCAUGAUGGGAGGCAUGGGCUACGUGAGCUACGAGGAAGGGGUCGAAUACGCGCCGGUGCAGCACUUCUACCCGCCCCCCUACCCGCCGCCGCACCUACCCGAGCACAAGUAACGCGGCUACCGGCGGUACUCACUACUCCUCUACCUGGCUGAGAUCUAUACAGAGUACUUCGAUUUACGGUCUAACUGAUGAUCUGAUGGUCUGUUAAGCAUCAGCCAAACUUGAGCGACUAAGGGCCGAUUUUUCAAACGACAUAUAACUUUUAUCUGAAGAAUAAAUUUGAAUUUUUUACAGUUUUGUAUAGGGAUAAUGUCAAAUUUCUUUACCAGAUUAAAAUUUAUUUGACGAUUGAUAAAUCGUACAAAUGCGCGCGUGUUCGUGGGAAUAUUUUUUUUUGCGCAAUAAAAUAUGCGCUUUACUUUGAGGUGAUAAAAGUUAAUACGCUAUAUAAAAUUUUUGAAAGCUUGGAUUUGCUGCCAAUGUGACUCGACCCAAAGUCGAAGUACACUGUAUAGGUCUCUCUUACUCAUGCCUACUGCUUAUCGAUAUGGUCAAAUCUUCUAUGUUGCAAUGUUUAUUUACUCGGUAUUCAAUGUUUUAGCCCCCUAUACAAACAGUUCGUGGGCUUUACUACUAUACUCUAGCCACGGAUAAAAGUUAACAUAAGGCUCUCUCUGUUAAGUAAUUACAUACAAACGACAAAGACAAAAAGCCAGUUGGCGUUGAUCCAACCAAUCAUAAACGAGCCUGUUUUUCGUACUACUCUAUCUGCGAAAAAAAGUUAGUAUGGAAAAUAUAACUCGUUUAUGAUUGGUUGCUCACUCAAAAUGGUUAACGCACACUGACAUUUUUGUCUUUGUGAUUUGUAUGGGAUUACUUAACAGACGGCCUAUAUUCUCUCCGUGGAAGGAGUAUGAUAAAAUUACUGAUGGGUUUUUUGAAUUUCAAAUUUUGAGUGAAAAAAAGUUGAAAAGUUAUACAAUAUUUUAUACGAAAUUUUAACAAUAAAAUCGCAUUUUUUUUUCUUACCAAUCAAAAGGAGUAUUUAAUGAUUUUAUUUUCUAUUUUUUCGAUUGUUUUGUCAAAAUUUCGUGUGAAAUUGUAGUCUGUAAUCUUAUGAGAUUACAUAUUGCUUAAUUUCGAGUAACUAUACACUAUUACCUUAAAGUAAAAUAGACCUAAACAUCAUUCGUUUAAAGUAGUUAGUUAAGUAAUGAUAUUUUUUAUUUCUAUAAUUUUUUUUCUCUGAGAGCUGACUAGAUAUAUGGACAAACUUGUAUUUUAAAGCAAUGGAAAUUAGGUCCAUUUUACUUUGUUUUGUUACAAUUGAUUUUAACUGUCUAUAAAUUGAAUACCGAGUUUCAUACGGUAGUUAUACAUUACAGCUCAGUAUAAUUUGUUUCAGUAUAAGUUUUGUAAAACACUAUUUUGUUCAAAUCUAAUAUAUAUUUUUAUUAAUACAUAAAACUAUGCACUUAAAUGAAACAAGUUUUCAAUGCACCGUCAAUGCAAGCGCGAAAUUUAAAAAAAGUUUAUUCUUAGUAUAUUUAGUAUGAUACCACGAACAUUCUUAUACUAUACCGAUCUGUUAAUUAAGAUCAGUAAUCACUAUUAUUUCCCCAAUAAUAUCAGUUCAUUCGCAGUUUUGGAUGUUAGAUAGGUAUUACCAUUUCACCGGUAAUAAAACUAUUAAUUCUCUAUCUCACUAAUAUGUAAUGAUAGCAGUAUUACGGUGCUAAGUAACCUUUUCAAAAAACUAGAGUCCCACCAACUAGCAUACUCUAAGCACUAACACUUAACACACACUAAAUUGAAAAGAGAGAUAGUACCGUCUAUCUCUUUUUUUAAAUCUAUGACAUUUCAUCCAGUGAACGAUAAAGCAUAGAAGGCGUGUUUCUAACAAUUUUAAACCAAUUCGCGUGAACUGCAGCAGGCUCUUGAUUGGUUCGUAAUAUGUGUCAGCAACGCUACCAUGAUUGACCGACUCAUAGUGACAAUUAUAGAGGUACAAUCGAAUUGAAGAUAAUAAUUGUACCGCCCAUCACAGUAGAGAUUUCGCCCUAAUGGAGUGUACGAAAUAUUUCUAUGUUUUGACGUUC